AUGGAAGCCCAAGGAGCAUACAUCAUCCCCAUCAUGCUUCGUGCAUUGCAAGCCAUCGGUCUACGUUCCGAGACAUGGAAGGAGUCGACGACCAAGGCGCUAAGGGAGUUGGUACACUGCGUGCAAGCUGUGGGGGAGCUGUUGGAACGGAUGUAUGAGGGGUGUGAGAGUAUGGUGUUUUAUCAUCGGAUUAGACCUUAUUUGGCGGGGAGUAAGGGGAUGAAUAGUACCUCUAUGGGGCUGGGGAGGGGGGUGUUUUAUGAUUUGGGUGCUGCUUCUAAGGGGGAAAAUGGAGAAGUGGUGCAAGGACAAAAGAGAAAAGGAAAGUGGAUGGCAUACAGAGGCGGGUCGAAUGGGCAAUCGUCGCUUAUCCAGUUUUGGGAUCUGGUGUUGGGGGUGGAACAUGUGAGUGCUGGACACUCUUCUCCUCACGGGCAUGUCUCCAGUUCCGCCUCCGGCACUACCACCACCAACAUGAAAGAAAAAGAGAAACCCUUCCAUGAGGAAGUAAGGGAGUACAUGCCGCUUAAACACCGACAGUUUCUCUCACUCGUCGGCAAGAUGGGAUUGGGAAAAGGGGGGAUCAGAAAGGCAGUCAUGGAAAUGGUGGAAGCCGCAGAGCACGAGGGGAGGGACUUGCACGAAAAGGAGAGGGAGUUGCAGGGUGCUUUCACUGAUGCGACCAGGGCGUUGGCGGGGUUCAGAAAUAAACAUUUGCAGAUUGUCGCGAGGUAUAUAGUCAUUCCGUCGAGGCAGGAGGUGCCGGAGGAGAUGAAGAGGCCGGGGGUAUCUUUGGGGGAUGGAGAAGUUGGAGGGAACGAGGGGCAGGUGGUGAAUUUGGCGACUGCUAGUUCGGGGUUGUCGCAGGGGAAUGAUGACAAGAAGAAGAAAGGACGGGAACUGACGGGUACCGGAGGAACAGCGUUGUUGCCGUUUUUGAAGCAGACGAGGGAUGAGACGUUGAAGGCGGGGGAGGUUGGCAAAUGA
This is a messenger RNA of Neurospora tetrasperma FGSC 2508, 987 nucleotides long. RefSeq lists its product as uncharacterized. Lineage: Eukaryota; Fungi; Ascomycota; Sordariomycetes; Sordariales; Sordariaceae. Gene Ontology annotation, cellular component: cytoplasm. The transcript has a single exon. The record is from RefSeq and is a predicted model, not a curated record. The coding region runs from base 1 to 987 and encodes 328 amino acids. Gene Ontology annotation, molecular function: metal ion binding; indoleamine 2,3-dioxygenase activity; heme binding. Gene Ontology annotation, biological process: 'de novo' NAD+ biosynthetic process from L-tryptophan.